AUGGAACUGUUCGUUGGAAAGCCUCUUCUCGGACCAGAUGGGAACGAAAUCGACGCGGAAGAGGCCCUAGAGGGAAAGGUGAUAGCAUUGUACUUUUCGGCGAUGUGGUGUCCGUCAUGUCGUCAGUUCACUCCUAAGCUUGCUAGGUUCUACAAGGCACUCAAGGAGGCCGGCAAAAAUUUUGAAAUAGUCCUCGUGUCACGAGAUCGUGAAGAUGAAGAUCUAAAGGAAUAUCUUACGGAGCAUUGUGGUGGCUGGCUAGCAAUUCCUUUUGGUGAUGAGAGAAUACAGGAGUACUUAGCAAGGUACGGAGUGCCAACCAUUCCUGCUCUCAAAGUGCUGAAAUGA
Messenger RNA from Cooperia oncophora, 348 nucleotides. The record is from the annotation of a GenBank genome assembly. Lineage: Eukaryota; Metazoa; Nematoda; Chromadorea; Rhabditida; Trichostrongylidae.